Messenger RNA from Colias croceus (clouded yellow), 2949 nucleotides. RefSeq lists its product as uncharacterized. The coding region runs from base 149 to 2527 and encodes 792 amino acids. The record is from RefSeq and is a predicted model, not a curated record. The transcript has 2 exons. NCBI's taxonomy places the organism in Eukaryota, Metazoa, Arthropoda, Insecta, Lepidoptera, Pieridae.
UCUGUGUAUUCAACGGUCAUAUCAGAUUUGAAUUUGUUAUUGCCACAAUUUGAUUUAUUGUUUCGAAGUCAGUCUUUGAACUGAAUAAAAUUUAUUUAAUAACCACGCAGUGAAAUUUCCCAAAUAAUUUGUAUGGAAAAACUAAAAGAUGUCUGUAAUAGUGAUUCAACGUGAACUUGUUGUGAGAUUUAAGAAGGAAACGCUAUUGAAUAUUGGUUUGCUGAGUAAGCUCCAGCCGAUGCUGCCUGAGCUUUCACGACUCCUAUUCAAGGAAAAUGCAAUGGACAAGCCUACCCAGAAUCUAUUUAACCACCUAUCAUACUACUUAGUGUCGAUUAUAGAUGCACAAGUUGCCUCGACCUUUUCAUGGCCUCUUUACGACACGAAGACAGAAAGAGCGUAUCGAAAUGAAUUGUAUACAUUUAUAAGUGAUUAUAGUAGUAAAGGAAUGCUUUCUCCAGUGAUGUCUUCCUAUUUAGUGAACCCUAGUUGUUACAAAGUGACUGUGCUAAUAUUUCAAAUGUCGCAGUUGGCGGUACAGAAAGUAUUGUUAUUAAAAAUGCGUAAGGAUUCACACAAAAAGUUAUACGAGGAAAUGACCGAGAAAUAUGAAUCUAAGCAAAAGGAUGGUUUUCUUGAAGCUAUAAAUAAAGAGACAGAAGCUAUGCUCAGUAAGUUUUCAAACUAUUUAUGUAAGCGUCAAAUACUGGAAAGAAUAGCUGAAAAAUUUCGUAAGCGAAUACUAGAAAUGGAAGACAAAAUAACAAAAUUGAAUGCACAAAAGUAUAUCAAUGAUUUGGUAGAUGGAUUUGUAUCACAAAGAUUAGACGAUGCUGCUAAAGAAGAUGCAUUAAAAGUUAAAAAUGUGUAUGAGCAACCACAAUUCUUCGAAAACUGGUUGAACUAUGUUGACGCAGAUGUAAAUAGAAUGCAAAAUGAGUGGGACAAUAAAGUAACUCCAUUCCUUAACACAAGUAAAAAUACCUCUGAAUAUACGGAAGCUUUAGUUAUGAGAUACACAGGUCAAAUGGAGAGAAGCACUUAUAUGAUAGAGUAUAAUGCAAAAACUGACAAAAUUUGCACAAACGAUCUACAAAGCCAAGUAAACAGUGAACAAAAGUAUAUACUAAGGAAUAUAGAAAAAGACGGAAAGUUGAAUUUUCCGAACCUAAUUCGAGCUUUUGUUAUUUCUAUUUGUUUUGUAUUAAGGAACAAUGAUGUUGGAGAUCAGAUAUAUAAAUAUAAUGAUUAUUUACAAGGUGGGAGGAAUAAAUAUAAUGAAAUUGUCAGCACGAUGAGGGUACUGUUGGAGAGGAUAUUGACUGCUGAAGCUAAGUUGCAGAUAAGUCCCCUGCCAGUGAACAGAUCUUUGCCACUGAGAAAAUACACACAUAUACCACCCAUGCCAGAUUUAUCGGACCUGAUAAAUGAAGACCACAUCCAAGCUCCAUUCGAUACAUUCACUCCGCUGGCAUUCUCAAAACAAAAGUUCAACCUACGAAGGAAUGAUAACAGAAGUUUCAGCAAACCGUUCCCUAAAUCCCUUAUUACUCCCUUCCAUCAUGUACCAAGGGAUGACUUUAUGAAAAGCAUUAUUUCAUAUAACGUUAACACAUAUGACCACUUAAGUGUAAGCCGAAACAGUCACAACAUAUCAGUUAUGUCACAAAUGAAAGGGAAUGAAACAAUUGCAGAAUGUGCUUCAGGAUUUACAAGACAGCAAAUACAAAGGCUCCUCUCGACGAAAAAGACAAGCAGCUCGAAAAAGUACAAAUAUAACACUGAACGACCUGAUAUUCAUAUCAAAAAGGGUGGUCUGUUUAACGAAUCGUCAUCAUCAGUUCAAAGUAAUGGUCUAACAAGAAGUUAUUCUUCACCCAAUUUGUAUGAAAAUAGACCGAAGAAAGUCAUGUCUAGAGGGAAAGGCAGGAAAUUAUCUAUAAUGAAAGAAGAUAGUCCGUUUGAAGUGUCCGGUAUAUCUGCGCUAGAUAACGACAGCAAUUUUAGUACAAUGGGACUCGCUAAUGCGGAAAGUUCGAGAAAGUAUUCCAAUUCGCCAACAUUACCCACCGUGAUUAUUAAUAGUGAUGUUGAGAAUAGAAUAAAUAACGUCCUCAAGGGAUUAGACGCAAGCAAAGAUGUAGAAACGAGUAACUUUUCAAAUAUAUCAGAGAGAAAGAGCAUAGAAUCGAAAACAGAUACACCAAAAACAAACACGCAACUAAUAAAGAGAACAAGUUCUAUCGAGAAAAUUAUUAAUCGCUUCAAGAGAGUGCGAGCAAGUGUGAUGCCGGAAAAAGAAGAAAUUAUCACAAUAAAGGAAGAGAAACAUGAAAAAACAGAUCACGUAACAAGCCGAGUGCUUCUACCAGAUUUAUUAAGUCCUAGUUGUCCACAGUUGAAUGUAAAUUCAGAUUUUCUCAACGAAACACAGGAUGAUAAAGUAUAUAGAAAGCCUAGAGAGAGUCUGGGCACAGCGUUGGGUGUCGACCAAACGUUUUUAGAUCAAUUCGAUUUAAUAGACUGAUAUUUAUUGCACAAUUAACUAAUAACUUUUAGUAUAGAUUAGCUGUCUGGUUACAGUGGGCAACUGUUUUAUGAUGAAAAUAUGACUUAGGAGAUAAAUGUAUGAUUUUCUCAUGUGAAAUAUAAGAAAAAAGAAAUGAUGAAAUAGAUUCAAAAUUUUACUAUUUAUUGUGAUAAAAUUAACUACUGUGUUCUAUCUCAAAAAAUUUAAACUUGUUGACACACUCAUUCUUUCUUUUACUAACACGUAACAUAAGUAAGUCAUUAAUGUUUAAAAUCCUUUCUUAAUAUGAAAUAUAAUAUGCUAGGUAUAUGUAAUAGGCUAUUCAUUUAAAACAUAAUCAUUUAUAACUAGCUUCCGCCCGCGACUCCGUCCGCGCGGAAAAAUUAAGAAAAAUUAAGAUUUUUUUUUCUACGUAUUUU